Poeciliopsis prolifica (blackstripe livebearer) is the source of this 2137-nucleotide messenger RNA. RefSeq names its product WD repeat-containing protein 55-like. Gene Ontology annotation, molecular function: protein binding. The record is from RefSeq and is a predicted model, not a curated record. NCBI's taxonomy places the organism in Eukaryota, Metazoa, Chordata, Actinopteri, Cyprinodontiformes, Poeciliidae.
CAACAUGGCGGCCUCCGCACAGCACGUUGGACCCACUGCUGAGGAGGCAGACCCACCUGAAUGUAACCGAACAGAACCGAAUAAAGACCCCGGAACAUCCGAAUCAGAGUCGGAACGACUGGAGGAAGAUGCGGAGGAGGAAGAGGAGCCUCCCGGCCCGAAGCUCCGGGAAACCCCACAGGACAUCCAGCUGGAGGCCAUCGCCAACACGGUGGCUCUGCACCCCAGCAGGGACAUCUUGGUGUGCGGGGACGUGGACGGGGAUGUGUACGCCUUCUCCUACUCCUGUAUGGAGGGAGAGAACCGGGAGCUGUGGUCGUCCGGACACCACCUGAAGUCCUGCCGCCAGGUGCGCAUCUCGGCGGACGGGCUGAAGCUGUACAGCGUGUCCCGCGACAGGGCCGUCCACCUGCUGGACAUGGAGCGGGGGCAGCUGGUGUCCCGGAUCCGGGGGGCCCACGGGGCUCCCAUCAACAGCCUGCUGCUGGUAGACGAAAACAUGCUGGCCACCGGAGACGAUGGAGGCACCCUGAAGGUGUGGGAUAUGAGGAAGGGAACAGCCAUCAUGGAGAUGAAAAACCAUGAGGAUUAUAUCAGCGACAUAACUGUGGACCAGAACAAGAGGAUUCUGCUCACUGCCAGUGGGGAUGGCACCAUGGGCGUCUUCAACCUGAAGAGGCGGCGCUUUGAGCUGCUGUCGGAGUACCAGAGCGGCGAUCUGACCUCGGUGGCGGUGAUGAAGCGAGGGAAGAAGGUGGUCUGCGGCUCCAGCGAGGGAACCGUUUACAUCUUCAACUGGAACGGCUUCGGCGCCACCAGCGACCGCUUCGCUCUGAAGGCGGAGUCGGUGGACUGCAUCGCGCCCAUUACAGAAAACAUCAUGUGCACGGCGUCCAUGGACGGAUACAUCCGAGCCAUCAACCUUCUGCCCAACCGGGUCAUCGGAUGCAUCGGGCAGCACGUUGGCGAACCCGUCGAAGAGAUCGCCAAGUCCUGGGACUCCCGCUUCCUGGUCAGCUGUGCCCACGACCAGCUCAUCAAGUUCUGGGACAUUUCUGGUUUGCCCAAACUGAGCGUGGACGAAUACCGCAAGAGGAAGAAGAAAGGUGGGCGGAUGAAGUCGCUCACCAAGAAGGCCCUCGGCGACAAUGACUUCUUCUCUGGACUUGUGGAGGAAACUGAGAAAAAAGAAGAAGAAGAACAGGAGGAAGGUGAUGACAGUGACAGCGACAGUGGGAGUGACUGAAACUCCCACUGCUUCAUACUACAAGAUGCUUCCUGUAGCUGUUUAAUUCUGUGAAGACGGACCACGUUAUAUAAUGUUUCUGCGCUGGCAGACAUUUUGUUCAGAGCGUGGAGAACUCGUGAGCUGCUGCUUUGGUUCAGUCCAAUAACUGAGUUAAAUGCUGGGAAAAGAAAUGACUUUAAACUUAAUAAAUAUCUCUGCCAGAUAUUUAUUAAGGUGACUCACGUUACGUUGUUCAACUCUGGUGAAUCUUCAUCUUGAAAACAUCAGUACCAGUGUUGACCUUUAUGCAAAAGAAAAUAACACUGCCGUUAUUCCAACAACUCAGAGGAGUUUGUUUUAUUUUAUGUUAGAUAAUCAUAAAGUACUUCAUAACCAUAAAAUGGAAUUAAGAUUAUACAUGUUUUCCAAAAUAUUUUACCAAAUAAAUCUGAAAAGUUUUGAGGUUUUUUUUUUUUAUUUUAAUCCCUCUGAGUCAUAAAGUUGUUGAACUUCACUGUAAGUGUUUUGGUUAUGUUCCUAUCAGUUUUAUCCAUAUAGAGCAGGGGGGUUAAAACUGAGGGGUGCGGGCCAUUUUUGCCCUCUUAAAUGAUCUUUUGUGGCCCCCAACUGCAGAAACAACAGAUUUGUUUAUUUAACAUUUUUAGUCAAGGGGAAAUUAUUACUGAGAGUAUUUUCUUUCAAUGAAAAAUGUUAAGCAUAAAAAAGUAUUCAUAUUUUUCCAAACAAACUUUUGUUAGUAGAACCAUGUAAAUCCACAGACUUUAACUGAACGACUCUGGAUUUUGCUGCACCCAAACCAGCUUAUAUUUAAAGUAUUUAAUUCAGCUGAAUAUAGCAACUGAGAACUAACUGUCAGUUAACCCCAAAUAAAUGUUUGGAUCUCCUGCA